ACAUAUAUUUGGAACAGUUUGUAGUUUCUGACUAUCAAGGAAUACUCCAUUUUAUAAAUUUGCCUUUUUCAUUGUGAAUUAGAAUAAAAAAUAUCCUCUGAAAGUCAGAAGAAAACAAAAAAAAUUUGUUACAAACUCAUGAAAUAUCUAUAAACAUUUAAGUAUGGCUGAUGUUGCUUUGGAUGAUAUUAUCAAGAAAAAAUCAAAACCAUCAGGCAAACCAACAAUGAAAGGACGAGGCGGAAUCCGGAAGGGUCCUGGAAGGGGAGGAAGACUACAGCCUAAUAUGCCACCAAAAAAUAAUCGGAAAAACCAAAUCAUCACUGAUGCAAGGCUUAAAAUUAUACAAAAAAAUCGUGCUAAACUUACAGAUGCUAGGGAUAAGCUAGCUGAAAUUGCAAAACAGAGUGAUGCUCGGUUAAAACUCGAAAAACUUCGAGCUACAAGUCUUAAGAAAAUAAACCCACCCUUCUCAGGGAUUACGCGUAAAACCGGUCGCUCUGGUAGACUUACGUUGUCAACAAACAAAAUAGCACCACUGAUGUCAACGCAUUUACCUGUGAGUAAUUAUACUGUACCUAAUACAAGAGUUUCUAAAUAUCAAACAUCAUUUUCUGAACCUCAUGGAUAUACAAUGGACGAUGUAGUGAUGGAUUAUAGUAAUGAUGCUUUCAUGAUGGACGUACCUUUGAGACGUACAGUAAACAAUGAAUAUGCACUUACACCACCACCACCUCCUCCAGUUUUUGGAAUUAAGAAUUCGUCGAGUUACGACUGGGUGAAUCAAACAAGCAGCAAUUCUUCUAGAAAUUCACGAAAAAUUGAUCAUGAUCGACCUAGACAACUUAAAAUUAUUGAUCGAGCUCCAUUAUCACAAAAAACAGACUCUACUUAUCGGGACAGUUGGAGUUUUGGAUCGAAUUCACGUACCAUUAUUACUAAUGAUGAUCAUGAUGAAAAGUAUUAUAAUUCAAGGAGUUCUCGUGAUGUUAGUGUAAAAUCACGGUUAGAUUCUUCACUGUCAAAAAGUCAACGUUCGGCAGAUCCUGUAAUGUCUAGACCUAAGACUACCUCUUUGUCGUCCUCAUCACAACAAUCAGGGUAUAGAAUUGUUGUCUCUAAUCUACAAGCAAAUGUUACACAAGAAGAUAUCAAAGAGUUGUUUGAAGAUGUAGGAGAGCUUAUUGUGUCAAGGCUGGUAAGGCCAGGAACUGCAGAAGUAAUUUAUAAAACAAUGAAAGAUGCUGCGAAAGCUGUUGAAACUUAUCACAAUCGACAACUUGAUGGUCAUCCAAUGAAGUGCUUACUAGUUAAUCCCAGACCGAAAAAUAAUCCUACAGCUCCUGCAGUUCGGUCCAUUUCUGAAUCAUCACGUAGAGGCACAAACUCAAGUUACGUGCAACCAAGUUUGGGCGCAGUGCAUCGAGCACUGUUUGAUGACUGUCACAAUUAAAUAAAUCAAUGAAUCAAGUGUUGAACAAUUUUUCGGUGUGAGUUAAAUGUUUAAUCGUCAGAAUAUAAUACAUUUUGAACAUCAAACCUAAAAGACAUUUAAUUAAGAUGUAAUGAAUACAAAAGUUUAACGGUUAAUAAAUAAAGAAUCACACAAUGAUAUUCUAAUA
Molecule: messenger RNA, 1622 nt
Organism: Chelonus insularis
Lineage: Eukaryota; Metazoa; Arthropoda; Insecta; Hymenoptera; Braconidae
Product: polymerase delta-interacting protein 3-like
Exons: 3
Coding region: 164-1453 (429 amino acids)
Biological process (GO): poly(A)+ mRNA export from nucleus
Cellular component (GO): nuclear speck; nucleus
Molecular function (GO): mRNA binding
Source: RefSeq, a predicted model, not a curated record